Acaulospora morrowiae is the source of this 470-nucleotide messenger RNA. NCBI's taxonomy places the organism in Eukaryota, Fungi, Glomeromycota, Glomeromycetes, Diversisporales, Acaulosporaceae. The record is from the annotation of a GenBank genome assembly.
AAAGAAAUUGCAGCCAGAAGCCUGCCAAUUACGCACGAGAAGGAAGAUUGUCAAGAAUGCAAGAAUAGCCCUGGCGAAGCAUUGAGAAAUACCAGUGUCAGAAUACCAAGUAAUCUUGAAAUCUUAACAUGUGCGGAUGAUAGGAAAGGGCCUGGGAUGGAAGAAAAAGGAAGCAACAAUAGCGAUUUGUCAGCAAGCAGUGACGACAUCAGAGAAUCAAGCGACUAUAAGAGUGGAGGCACGUAUGGUGAAUUUGAGUAUAAAAGCGAGAAAGUGAAAGAAGAAGAAGGCUACUAUACCGGGGAGCGAUCAGGAGAGAAGAUCACUGAGCAGGAGAGCGUGGUGAAAGAAACCACUGGUCGGGAAGAAGCAUCCUCAUUGGAGGUAGAAAUCAAUGAAAUGGAGAUUCCUAUUCCCGCUAUCUACUUAACUGUCCUGAAGGAAGUAUCGACACUGGAAGAAGAGAAGGA